UUCUUUGUCUUUUCUUAAAAGGCGAAAAUAACAAUAAUAACUUUGACAUAUUGUUGACGUUGACAUAUUUUUGUUUUGUUUGUUUACAUGACGUGCAACAAAUUUAUUUUUAUUUAAUUUUAUUUAUUAUCAAGUUUAUUGGAAAACCAAAAAUAAUCCAGAUAGAAGCUUGACGGGAUUUUUUAAAACGUGUUCGUAUAAAAAAGUUGGUGGGCUACAAAAAUCUUCAAAUUAUGGAAUUCCCAACUCUUGGCGAGCAUUGUCAGCACGAAGGUUGCAACCAGACCGACUUCCUGCCGCUUCAGUGCAAAUGCGGGAAGGUGCUUUGUCGUGUCCACUUCCUCGGACACUGCCAGUCGAGCGAAUGUGAGUUGGCGCCGCCACCGCGAGAAGUUAACCUCAAAAGCGAUGAUCAAAUCUUUAGGUGCUCAGAAAAAGGUUGCAGAAAGGGUAAUUUACACGAAAUGCUAUGCGCAAAAUGCAAGAAACAUUAUUGUAUCGAUCACCGUUUCCACCUUACAUGUCCAGAAAUAGAUGAUAAGACGAUGGCAGCUAAAAUAGAGCAAUUUGUAGCACCCAGGAGGCAAUUCCAUGAAGCCAACAAACAUUUACAAGAGAAGAUCACUGAAAAUAUCAGAAAAGCAUUACAGUCAUCAGCAAAAGUGAAAACAGCGUCUAAAAUACAUCUUAUGAGAAUAAAACAAAAAGCUGUUGGACCUAAAAGUGUCUCUCCAUCUGAAAGAGUAUACUUUGCCAUAGGCAAACCCAAAGAUAUGGAACCAAAAGAUGUGAAGAUUGUUGAUGAUAUUGACAGUUUAGUUAAGAUAGAAACUGUAACUCUAGAUCCAGAUUUGAAAGAUUCUGUACCUGUAUUUAUUUGCUGCAAAUGGAGUCUAGGCAGAGCCAUAGAUAGUAUAUGUGAUUCUUGUAAUAUAAAUAAUGAUAAUAACAAAAUGGGAAAUGUUAAACUAAGAUUAUUUAGACAAUUGGAUGGUUACUGCAUAAGUCCUGUUAAAAUGGAUCUGGAAAUUGGGGAUUUAAUGAAACAAGAUAUCUUGUUAGAGGGAGAUAAGCUGCUUAUAGAAUAUAUAAACAAUGAAGUAUUAAGUAAAAUAGAUGAAAAUACUCAUUUAUUUUUAAGAUAGUGGAAAAAAUAUUUUAUUAGAAUGAAAAUAUUUUCAGAGUUAUAAUAAGUAUAUGUUUUAUUUUCUUACUUAAUAUCAGCAUUCAACCUACAUUAAUUCAAAACAAUUUUUAUAUUUUUUGAAAAAAAUUAUAUGUCUAAAAGCAUAUGUCAGAAACCUUUCGGCCUUAACACUCGGAAGCCAGAGGCGGAGCGAAGGAGGUUGAGAACGCGUUGCUGAUGUUUACACACUGCCGAUUUUCCGGACCUGGUGGUGGCAGACGCGGACGCGGUUCCUUCUGUGUCAGCUCGCGUGUUUUGUAGAGAAAGUUUCCAAAAUGUCCGAAAUCAUUUGUAAAUAUCACG
Chilo suppressalis (striped riceborer) is the source of this 1489-nucleotide messenger RNA. NCBI's taxonomy places the organism in Eukaryota, Metazoa, Arthropoda, Insecta, Lepidoptera, Crambidae. The record is from the annotation of a GenBank genome assembly.